Plasmodium vinckei vinckei is the source of this 4161-nucleotide messenger RNA. Its product is annotated as conserved Plasmodium protein, unknown function. NCBI's taxonomy places the organism in Eukaryota, Apicomplexa, Aconoidasida, Haemosporida, Plasmodiidae. The transcript has 5 exons. The record is from RefSeq and is a predicted model, not a curated record. The coding region runs from base 1 to 4161 and encodes 1386 amino acids.
AUGCGUCAUAACAAAAAUAAAGAUAAUCCUAAAGAGUUAGGAAAAAAAAAGAAAAAUAAAAGAAGAAGUUUAUCUUUACUAAUUCCGAAUUAUGAAAAUAAUAUUAUAAAUAAUAUAAAGUUAGCUGAUAAAAUUUAUAAACUAACAAUUGCAAACAACACAGAUGAAUCGGAUAAUGAUACUGAAGAAAGUAGACAAAUAUUAAAAAAUGAAAAAAAAAAAAAAAAAAAUAUACCCAAAAAUAAAACUAAAAAUUUAAAUAGGAGAAGCAUAAGUUGUGAUAAUUAUGAUACAUCAGAUACAAAUAGUGUUAAUGAUAAAAAACAAUCAAAAAAUAAAUUUGAUAUUAAUAUUAAUGAAAUUAAAACGAAAUAUAAAAAUCAAAAUAUAAAAAUUAUUUAUGAUGAUGAUUCAACAGGUAAUAUAAUUCUUAGUGGACGUAAAAAUAAAACAGGUAAAGGCAGGAGACAAAAUAAAGACAAGGGAGAAUAUAAAGGAAGUUCAAGGGGGAUAGUGAAGAAGGGUAAAGAAGAGGAGGAGGAAGAAGAGGAAGAAGAAGAGGAAGAAGAAGAAGAAGAAGAAGAAGAUGAGGAAGAAGAUGAGGAGGAUGAAGAAGAUUACACAUCAAGCGAGGGAUAUUACACAGAACAGAAUGAAAAUACUAAAGGUCGAACCAGAGAUGUAUCAAAAUAUAACAGAGUGAAAAACAAGGGUGAAAUAAAAAAAAAUAUAAAAAAUAAAAAAAGUAAGAAAAAAUGCAUAACCAGAAUAAAAUCUAGAACCCUAAGUGAUAGUUACUUCAAUGAAAAGAGAAAAAAAAACAUCCGAAAAAUAAAAAGAGAAAAAUAUAGAAAUAAAAAUAUAGAAAAAGGACGAGAACGAUAUGAAAAAGAAUUCAGUGAACCAAUAAAUAGAAAAAGUGAAAAUUAUAUAAAUUAUGAAAAUGAACAUUAUUCAAAUAAAAUAAAUGAAAGAAGAAGAAAAGAUGAUACAAUAAAUAUAUUUGAAGAAGAUUCCAAAAAAUAUAAUAAUAAAUUUAUAGACUUUAAAAGAGAACAAUCUUCAUAUAAAAAUUAUAAUACUAUAAAAAGAGAAAUAGACAUAAAUUUUUUAUUAAAUAUGAAGGAUAUAAUUUUAAAAAUUCAUUUAAAUAUUCAAAAUAUUAAAGAAGCUAUAAAAAAUAAAAAUGAAUAUGUAAAAAAUUUAUUAGAUACGUCCUAUAUUAAUAUUAUUGAAAAUAUAAAAAGGAAUGAAAUAAAAAAAGACAAUUUCUAUAAACAAAUUUUUUAUGAUUUAUUUAGUUUAUUGAAUGAAUUUAUUUUGGUUGAUGAAUAUACUAAACAAUUUUUUUUUAGUAUAGAAUCUGAAGUUAGACGAAGAUGUUUAAAUAAUAUUAAAAAUGAAUUUUUUAAUUUUAUAAAUAAAUAUCUUAAAUCUGGAGAAAAUAAAAUGAACUAUAAUUCGAAAUGGAUAAACACUGGAUCAGUUCAUGAUCAACAUAUUUUUAAUCAAAAUAAUAAUAUGCAUAUUCAAGAGUCUGAGAAUAAAAGAAAUGCUUUAUAUUCUUCCUUGUCUAUUUAUGGAUCAAAUAAUAAUAAAGAACAGCUAGCUAAAGAUAGUGCAGGAAAUAUAAUCAGAUUGAGUAAUCCCAAUUGUAUGACAGGAAAUAGUAAUAAUAUAGGAAUGAUGGGAGGAAGAAGUGAUAGUAACUAUUUUCUUUAUAAUAAAAGUUGUAAAAAUGAAGAAGAUAAUUUUAGUAAAAUUGACAGAACAAGAGAUGACUUCAUUUUGAAAAUCCGAAAUUCAAAUUUGCAUUCCUUUCAAAAUGAGCAAGAAGAUACAAAUGUUGAAUAUUUAAAAAAACUUUUAAAAAGUGAAAAAGAGAAAAAUUUUAAGUUAGAACUAGAAUAUGAUGAAUUAAAACAAAAAUAUACAAUACUUAAAAAAAAAAAAAAAAAAGAAGAAACCGAAGAAGAAGAUAAUAGUGAUAGUGCAUCAAAUAAUUAUUCACAAAGUAUAGAUAAAAAAUUGUAUAAACAAAUAUGUGAAAGCAAAUCAUUUAUUAAAUUAGAAGAAAGGAAACUCGAGGAGUCAUCUAAAAGUAUUGCUGAAGAAAAUAUUAAGCUACUUAAAAAAAAGGAAAUAAAUGAUCAAAAUAAAAAGGAUAUAGAAAAUGACAUAGCCUAUAUUGAAGUGAAAAAAAAAGAAAUAGAAACCCAAAACGAAGAAAUAAACAGAUCAAGGAAAGAAAUCGAAGAAGAAUUAUCCACUCUUGAUAAAAAGAAAAAAGACAUAGAAGAUGAAAAUGAUAUGGUAGAAAAAAAGAAACAAGAUAUUAUAGAUACAAAUAAUAUGAUUGAAGAAAAGGAAAAAGAGAUAAACAAAUUAGACAUUUUAUUAAGUGAAAAAAAGGGAAAUUUAGAAGAUUUAGAAAAUGAAAUAAAUAAAAAAGUAGAUGGAAUAAAGGAAGUAAGAAAAGAGUUGAGUGAAAAAAAAGUCGAAUUAGAAGGUGUAAAAAAUAUGUUAAAUGAAAAAAUAAAAGAAGCUCAAAAAUUGGAAAAUAUAGAUAAUGAAAAUAGAAAAAGUGUAAUUGAAAAGAAUGAAUCUAAACUAUUGAAAAGUGAAACAGAAUUAAAAAAUAAAGAUACUAUUUAUUAUGAUAAAGAAGGAAAUAUGUCUUUCAUAAAUAAUGAAAAUGGUUUUGAUAAAACCAAAACAAAUAGUAUGCAUAUAGAACAACUUAAAAGGGAAAGCUCUAACGUGUUUAGUAAUGAUAUAGACAAUAAGAAAUGUGAUGAAAAUAUUAUGACAUUAAAAAAUGAUAUAUUAGAAAGAGAAAAAUUAAUAUCAAAAAGAGAAGAAUCUUUUAUUGAAGAAAAAAAUAAUUUUUUAAAAGAAUUGGAUGAAUUAAAUAUAUUAAAAGAUAAUAUAUUUAACCAAAUGGAUAUACUAAAAAAGCAAAAAGAAGAACUUCAUAAAAAAGAAGAAGAAUUAAAUCAAAGGGAAAUAUAUAUAACACAAUUAAGAGAAAAAAAUAAUUCAUUAAUUAAUACUGAAAUGAAUCAAACAAAUAUAAACAUGUUAACAAGUUUAAAUAAAACUAAUAGAAAUAGUCAACCCGGUUCUCAAUUGGGUAUUCACGAUAUUGCAGAUGCAGAAAUAAAUAUAUCAUCUUCUAACUCUCCAAACUUAAGAAUAAACGAAUUUGAAAGUAAAAACGGUAUUAUGAACACUUGUAAUAAUAGUGAUACCACUAUCAUAAAUCAAUCUGUCAACCAUAAUACAAGCGAUAAUUUUAUGCAAAUGUCAAAACAUAGUUAUAUAUCAAAUGAUAAUUAUACAAAAGAUAAACCAAUCGAUAAUAUAAAAGAAAUUACGGAAAUGUUAAAUAGUAGCUUAAAAGAAGUUGAAAAAUAUAAACAUUUAUUAAAAGAUAGAGAAUUAACUAUUAAUUCAUUAAAAGCUGAAGUGGAAAAAAAUAUGUCCAAAAACUAUUUAUAUAAAUCAGACACUUCGAUAAUAAGCCAAUCAAUACAGGAUAAUUCCCCUGAAUCAUUGGAUAGUAAAAAUAGGUUUUCAGAACUUUCUCAUGAUUCAAAAAUAGAUGAAUCACAAAAUGGGUUGCAAAAUGGGAAACAGAAACAAGGAAUUCACUUUUUGACAAAUUCAAAUAAAAUCGAUGAGAAAAGCUUUGUGGAUAUAACGGAACUAAACGAACAAGUUAAUGGCAAAAAUUUAAUAAUUAAAGAAUUGAUAUCUGUAUAUAAAGAGAUAAGUAGUAUAAAGGAGGAAUAUAGCAAAACCGUUCUUAAAAAAAAUGAAUUUAUUGAUGGAUUACUACUUAAAUUUUUCAAUGAUCUGCAAACAAAUUACAAAAUGAAAGAGAACUAUUAUCAAAAAGAGGCAAAUAAAAGAAAUGCUAUUAUACGUGAAAAGGAUAACCAAAUAAAAGAACUUAAGAGCGCAUUGGAUGAUAAAAAAAUAAAAGAAAUAUCGUAUAAAAAAUUGUUUUUAAAAAUGAACCAAAUAAAUGACUCUUAUAAGUUAAAAAAUAAAAGAAGCCUUUCGACAGUAGAACUGCUAAAGCAAAAUAUAAAACUUUUAAAUCAAGAUGCCUUAAAAAAAAAUGAAAUGACUAAUAAAUUUAAAGCCGAGCAAUGA